UAAACCGAACAGACUAAUGGGUACAGGAAGUCCAAAAUGGCGAUGGACGGAAUAUUGUCCACGUCUUCGGGUCUACCUUAUCACAAUGUGGGAGAUUUUUACCCCAGAAAGUUUGGGUCGAAGCCGGACGUGGUGCCGACUGGGGUGACAGAGAGGAAGGUGGGCCCGCUGGAUAAACUUGACAUGGUGUCGGUGGAUGUCAUUAACAUCAAAGAUCCAGAUGUUCCCGUCCACAAGAAGAAACAUGAACAUGACACCUUCGUCCUGGGCACCAUCCAUCCAUUCAGGAAGGCCCACAGAUCCAUCUUUGGGAAAGUUGUACAGGAGUUCAGGCUGGUGGCCUCAGACAGACGGUCGUGGAGGAUCCUGCUGUUCGGGGCGUUCAACCUGCUGUGUACCGGCUGUCUGCUGAUGUGGUGCAGCUCCACCAACAGCAUGGCUUUAACCGCCUACACCUACCUGACCAUCUUUGACCUCUUCAGCCUGAUCACCUGUCUCAUCAGUUCCUGGGUCACCAUGAAGAAGCCAAGUCAGGUCUACUCCUUCGGGUUUGACCGACUGGAGGUUUUAGCGGUUUUUUCUUCCACGGUUCUGGUCCAGUUGGGAGCUCUGUUCAUCCUGAAGGAAAGUGUGGAGCGCCUAAUGGAGCAGCCUGAGGUCCAUACAGGCCGCCUAUUGGUCGGGACCUUCGUCGCCCUCUUCUUCAACCUACUGACGUUGCUGUCCAUCAGGAACAAGCCCUUCACCUUCGUCUCUGAAGCCGCCAGCAGCAGCUGGCUUCAGGAACAUGUGGCCGACCUCAGCCGAAGCGUGUGUGGCAUGGUUCCAGGGCUCAGCAGCGUUCUGCUGCCUCGUAUGAACCCCUUCGUCCUGAUUAACGUGGCUGGAGCACUCUCCCUCUGCACCACCUACAUGCUGAUAGAAAUCAAUAACUACACGGCGGUGGACACGGCGUCGGCGGUCGCCAUCGCCCUGAUGACCUUCGGCACCAUGUACCCCAUGAGUGUCUACAGUGGGAAAGUGCUGCUGCAGACCACGCCCUCACACAUCAUCGGACAACUCGACAAACUCCUCAGAGAGGUGUCAACACUGGACGGAGUACUGGAAGUUCGCAACGAACACUUUUGGACUGUUGGAUUUGGAUCUCUGGCUGGCUCCGCCCACGUCCGGAUUCGUCGGGACGCAAACGAGCAGCUGGUUCUGGCCCACGUCACCAACCGGCUGCUGCCACUCGUGUCCACACUGACGGUCCAGAUCUUUAAGGAUGACUGGACCCGUCCCCUGCUGACAGGGACCCUGUCCUCCUCAAACGCCCCCCCUCUGGGCUCUGCUGAAGGCUACCCCUCUUCCUGCUCUUCUGGGCCUCCUGGUCUGCUGAACCCUCUCACCUCUACCCCAUUUAAACCCGGUGGUCCUCCUCCUGAGUUCUCCUUCAACUCUCCGGGCAGGAACAUUCAGCCGGUGGUUCUCCCUGCCCCAGGUCACCAUGCCCACAGGCCCUACGCAGGCCUGGGAGUCGCCUACGGAGUUGCAGCCUACACUGGGGUGCUCAGUCAGGGCCUGGCCGGGCCCAGCAGCGCGCUGGGACUUGGUGUACAUGGUCUGGGACCUGGAUUUGGAUUGGGUCUGAGGGGAAAUGGGGUGCCAUCUUCUCACGGCUACAGAACUUCGUUUGAAGGCUCGACAGCUCCACUUCAGUUUGGAACCGGCAACCCUCCGACCCCCCAGUCCCAGUACAGACAGUACCGACCCUGACUGGUCAAACCUCUGAGGUCACUUCCUGUUUUAGGCCAAACAUGAAGACAUUUACUUCAUGGAGAGGACGAUUCCAGUCUGAUUUUAUGUGAUGAAGAUUUUUCUGGUUGAUGAUGUUUUGACUCAUACAAAUGGACGGAGGAGCGUCAACGUCCACCAGGCCUCCUCCUCAUCCUCCUCAUCAUCAUCAUUAUAUGACUCCACAGUAACAUCUUGUUAGAAAAAAAUAUUUUCCAUUUUGUUCAUGUUGAUCUUUUUAAACAACUUUUUUCUGCAUUUUUUGCUUCAACUUUUCAUCCAAAAAGCUGAGGAGGUGAAAACGGAAAUGUUCCAGAUUUCUGAAACGUUCUGUUUGUUUCUGGACCGGUGGAUGUGUCGGCGUUUCCGUCCAACAAAGUUUCAUCUGAUGUGACGAGAUGUCAGGAUGUAGAUGUCAAAACAAAGACAUCAGGACGAGAAGUAGAUGGAGUGAAGGCGUCUGUCCUCCAGGUCAAACGUCCUUAGAGACACUGAAUAAAAACACUGGCAUUAAUGAAAAUGUUCAUUAGCUAUUUGAUGAUUUAACAGAGGUCGGCCUUCCUGAUCCUGGCUUCUGAGUGGAUCUAAAAUAUUCUGAAUGUUUCUGGUUAUUAAAAACAAGUCAUAAAAGGUC
Melanotaenia boesemani (Boeseman's rainbowfish) is the source of this 2407-nucleotide messenger RNA. RefSeq names its product solute carrier family 30 member 6 (gene slc30a6). Gene Ontology annotation, biological process: transmembrane transport; monoatomic cation transport. Lineage: Eukaryota; Metazoa; Chordata; Actinopteri; Atheriniformes; Melanotaeniidae. Gene Ontology annotation, cellular component: membrane. The transcript is spliced from 14 exons. Gene Ontology annotation, molecular function: monoatomic cation transmembrane transporter activity. The record is from RefSeq and is a predicted model, not a curated record. The coding region runs from base 37 to 1755 and encodes 572 amino acids.